Messenger RNA from Pangasianodon hypophthalmus (striped catfish), 1278 nucleotides. RefSeq names its product deoxycytidylate deaminase. Bases 102 to 647 code for a protein of 181 amino acids. Gene Ontology annotation, cellular component: cytoplasm. Gene Ontology annotation, biological process: dUMP biosynthetic process; dTMP biosynthetic process. The record is from RefSeq and is a predicted model, not a curated record. Lineage: Eukaryota; Metazoa; Chordata; Actinopteri; Siluriformes; Pangasiidae. Gene Ontology annotation, molecular function: zinc ion binding; dCMP deaminase activity. The transcript is spliced from 7 exons.
GGCACCUAGAGGUGAGUGUUACCUGGAUACAACCAUAAACAGCACAGCACCUUUUACAGCCACCUAGAAGUCAAAAGAGUAAGCAAAGCCUAAGUGGUGUGAUGGCCAGCUCAAGCAAGGACAAUGAACCACAACCACAACCACCUACGCAGGCAGGUGGACCAAUUGAGGACGACAUAUAUUUUAUGGCUGUUGCCCUAAUGUUUGCUAAGAAGAGCCCUGAUCCUAACACAAAGGUGGGUGCAUGCAUUGUAAAUCAGAAAGGGAACAUUGUGGGUAUCGGCUAUAACAAAAUGCCCAACGGCUGUGAGGAUGAGUUCUCCUGGGAGCGUGGAGAACAUAAAGACCCGAAGAAAAAAUAUCUAUACGUGUGCCAUGCGGAGCUGAAUGCCAUCAUGAAUAAAACCUCCAUGGAUGUGAAAGGAUGCACCAUUUACGUCACUCUGUAUCCCUGUAACGAGUGCGCUAAACUCAUCAUCCAGUCAGGUAUAAAAGGAGUGGUUUAUUUGUCAAAUAAACACAAAGAUUAUAAUGAGACAAAAGCAGCUGUCAAACUGUUCCGCUCAGCAGGUAUUGAACCCAGACAGUUUCUGGCAAAACGUGAAGUCGCAGACUUUCUGGCGUCCAUCGAUCCCUUCGCUGAGUGAAUGAGGCUGGGGCUGCGCUCUUCACCACUGAAAUCCAUUCAGAUGUUACUGAAACAUUUAACUUUCCCAAAACACACACACAAAAAAAAUCCCGAUAUAUUCAAAAUGACUUCAAAUUUCUAAUUAACUGAAAGCUGAUUAACUACUGAAAUGUCAUUGAAAUCUACAAACUACUGAAAUACUGAAAUUCACUUUAAACAUUAUUGAAAAAGAUCAAUUAUAAAAACUUUUUUUUUUUUUUUUUUUUUUUAAAUCAAAAAUAAUCCUUACAGGAAUUUUAAACCUAGCCUUUUUCCCUCUGACAUCAUGCUAGCAGCUUCUGUGUUGUGUCUUAUUUAACUAGUGAGAGGUUUCUCAGUGCAUAUACACUUUCUUAUGUAAAGAAACUAUCGUUAAAUCAACUUAAAUCAUCUUUAGCUUUUCGGUGGGUGAAAAUUAAGAUAAUUAUAUUAACUAAUUCACUUUCUGCUUUCUGUAUUUUCUUUCAAACAAAUGAUUAUUAAAUAUUAUUAAUUACUGAGUGUUGAUUUGACCAAACUGAACAGCUGAAUUGAAUAGAUUUUAUUCAUCCUCAGUGGAUUUUAUUUAUUUUAUUCAGAUGUCUUUAAUAAACUACAUCCUGUGUAUAUAA